CUUCUUGAACGGGUAGAACUGCCUUCAGAGAGCUCUAGUUGCAGAAGGGGCAUCACUGUUCCUGACUUUCAAGGAAAGCUUGAUAGUGACCUGUUAUUUGAAGAGCGCUUGGUGUGCAGCGCUCGUCUCUCCUGACAAGUGAGAAGAGCAAGAGUCAGCAUCGCAGGCCUGCAGAGACAAGGGGAAGACCUCGGAGGAAAGUGGACAAAGGGUGGAGGAAACCUAUAAAAUGACUCCUUUUUCUAGAACAGUGACUAGGGGAGGGGUGAGAAAGACAAAGGGUGAGGAGGGAAGCGGGUAUACAUAGAGGAAGGAGAUACAAAGGGGGUGUGAGAAACCACAGGUGAAGGAAAGGAGGAAAGAAAAAGCGGUGGGAAGAUGGUUCAAAAGUCCAUGGUAAGACUCUACACGAAGUAACCGAACAACGAGUCGUUUAAAGGCAAGAGGCCAUUCAGAGACCAGUCUCUCUGCUGAGCCAAAAUGGGUGACUGGAGCUUCCUAGGAGAAUUCCUGGAGGAAGUCCACAAGCAUUCCACAGUGGUGGGGAAAGUCUGGCUGACCGUGCUCUUUAUCUUCCGGAUGCUUGUCCUGGGCACAGCCGCAGAGUCUUCGUGGGGAGAUGAACAGUCCGACUUCAUGUGUGACACCCGGCAACCGGGUUGCGAGAACGUCUGCUACGACAAAGCUUUCCCCAUCUCCCACAUCAGGUACUGGGUCCUUCAGAUCAUCUUUGUCUCCACCCCUUCCCUGCUGUACAUGGGACAUGCAAUGCACACAGUGCGCAUGGAGGAGAAGAGGAAGCUAAAGGAGGCCAAAGAAGCGGCGACAGCAAUUCAGAGCAAGGGAGAUUCUUUCCACCAGCAGGAGUACCAAGCGCCCGAGAAGGCGGAGCUGUCCUGCUGGGAUGAGCCAAGUGGGAGGAUCAUUCUUCAAGGCACUUUGUUGAACACCUACGUCUGCAGCAUUUUAAUCCGUACCACCAUGGAGGUAGCAUUCAUCAUUGGGCAGUACAUGCUGUAUGGAAUCUUCCUUGAGACGCUCUAUAUCUGUCAACGGAAGCCUUGCCCCCAUCCAGUCAACUGCUACGUCUCUCGGCCAACUGAGAAGAACAUCUUUAUCAUUUUCAUGCUGGCCGUAGCAGCACUCUCCCUGUUCUUAAGCCUGGCUGAACUAUAUCACUUGGGAUGGAAGAAAGCCAAGCAGAAGUUCUCCCCUUCUUACAAACGCAGCCCCAGCCCAGUCGCCAGCAAACUGGAAACAGACCCCCAAGCAAAGAUGAUCCAAAGCUGUACCCCUCCUCCAGAUUUUAAUCAGUGUUUGGCCAACCCUGGUGGAAAAUUUAUCAGUCCCUUUAGCAACAAAAUGGCCUCUCAGCAGAACACUGCCAAUUUUGCAACGGAGAGGGUUCACAACCAAGACGACGCAGACAGGGAAGCGCCAUUUAUCCAAGUUAACUAUUCUCAGGCUUCGGAGGCCGCCAAUAGCUCCACACCCAACCUGGUUCCCAAUGGCUACUUCCAUGACAAACGUAGGCUCAGCAAAACCAGCCGCGCCAGCAGUAAAGCUCGCUCUGAUGACCUGUCCGUGUGAAUUGUGUUCUGAAGGGAAGACUCUCUGAUGUGACAAAAACUUGCAGUGUAGAUUUUGAAACCCUGGCAGUCUGGGGUCCAAUCAGCCAGUUCAACUCAUUAAGUGAAUGGCCUGGCAUAUUGCAAAAAGUUUAUGUCAAAGCUUAUUUCAUUAUUUGAGUUUGUUAACAUACAGUCAUAAAGGAGAGUGAACUAUUUCAAAACAAAUACUAAAAUAAGCUUUGGUUACUAGAGAAAGGACUGAAGCUAAUGUAUACUUUGAGUGGAUCUCACUCUACGCUUAAACCAGUAUAUUCAUUCUGAUUUUUCCAAAGAAUGCAGGAGUGAUAAUAAUAAAAAUAAUAAUUUUAUUAUUUAUACCCUGCCCA
Molecule: messenger RNA, 1957 nt
Organism: Podarcis muralis (Common wall lizard)
Lineage: Eukaryota; Metazoa; Chordata; Lepidosauria; Squamata; Lacertidae
Gene: GJA5
Product: gap junction protein alpha 5
Biological process (GO): cell-cell signaling; atrial cardiac muscle cell to AV node cell communication by electrical coupling; heart development
Cellular component (GO): connexin complex
Molecular function (GO): gap junction channel activity involved in atrial cardiac muscle cell-AV node cell electrical coupling
Source: RefSeq, a predicted model, not a curated record